UCUUUGGUCUCAGAUCGGUUAUGGCUUCAUCCAGAGAGCGCGAGAACUUCGUUUACAUCGCCAAGCUCGCCGAGCAGGCCGAGCGUUAUGAUGAAAUGGUGGAUGCAAUGAAGAAUGUUGCAAAGCUUGAUGUCGAAUUGACAGUGGAGGAAAGAAAUUUACUCUCUGUUGGGUACAAGAAUGUGGUUGGUGCAAGGAGAGCCUCAUGGAGGAUUUUAUCAUCAAUAGAGCAGAAAGAAGAAGCUAAAGGAAAUGAAACAAAUGCCAAACGCAUCAAGGAGUACAGACAAAAGGUUGAAACAGAGCUCUCUGGUAUUUGUACUGAUAUCAUGACAGUGAUUGACGAACACCUAAUUCCCUCUGCUUCAGCUGGGGAAUCAACAGUGUUCUACUAUAAGAUGAAAGGAGAUUAUUAUCGUUACCUUGCAGAAUUUAAAUCUGGUAAUGAGAAGAAAGAUGCAGCUGAUCAAUCGAUGAAAGCAUAUGAGGCUGCAACUAGCUCAGCCGAAUCUGAAUUGCCUCCUACACAUCCUAUCCGCUUGGGUUUGGCAUUAAAUUUCUCUGUCUUCUAUUAUGAAAUCCUGAAUUCACCUGAAAGGGCCUGCCACCUUGCAAAGCAAGCUUUUGAUGGAGCCAUCUCCGAACUUGACACCCUCAAUGAGGAGUCUUACAAAGAUAGCACCUUAAUCAUGCAGCUUCUUAGAGACAACCUCACAUUAUGGACUUCUGACAUCCCAGAGGAUGGAGAUGAUGCUCAAAAGGUCAACGGCACUGUCAAAGUUGCCGGUGGCGACGAUGAGUGAAAUGGAUAGCAUUCUAAGUGGCAGAAUCGGUACUACUCUGGGGAUGAUGGAUGUGACUUGAUAAGCAAUUGCCCUUAGUGUUUAGCAUAAGGAGGGUUCCUUUUUAUUUUCUUCUCUUUUUCUCCUUCCCUUUCUCUGAUGCCCCAUUAUUGUGUGGUUUAUUUUUGAGUAUGAUGAUAUCUGGACUUAUUUGGUCUAGCUUUCCCUUCUCAGUGGAUGGUGGAUAGGUUGUAGGAGGAAUGACUUGAAUUGUUAAAAGUGUUUAUCCAUCCUGUUUACAUGAAAAAUGCGUUUGUCUGGAUUUCGGGUUUGGGUUUCGGGUUUCGGGUUUCUAUUAAAGCAUUAUAUAUGUUCUAUGU
Molecule: messenger RNA, 1162 nt
Organism: Cucurbita moschata (crookneck pumpkin)
Lineage: Eukaryota; Viridiplantae; Streptophyta; Magnoliopsida; Cucurbitales; Cucurbitaceae
Product: 14-3-3-like protein D
Exons: 7
Coding region: 21-803 (260 amino acids)
Biological process (GO): signal transduction
Cellular component (GO): cytoplasm
Source: RefSeq, a predicted model, not a curated record